AAUUCGUUUUUCCUGUUGAAGACUCCUGACCAAUCAGAGCGGUCCGUGAGUGAGGGGUGUGAUGUGAUUGGCUGUCUCAGAAGCCCGAAGCGCUCAGAGCCGCACUGUUCGCCGGAGUGAAGCGAGCUUUCCUGCGGACACCGGAGGCGUCUCUCCCCGCCCGUGCAUUCAGGUAAACCGCAUUCAUAAGAGCUCGUGAACUUACACAGUUCAGUGUCUUGUUGAUUUGUUGUUGUGAGCGAAUGUUAUCAGAGCUGUGUAUGAGUGUGUGCCGGUGUUUGUGCAGCGCGCCUGAUGCCCCUGAGGCUGAUGCAAUAACUGCUCAGAUGAAUGAACGCGUUUAACGCCUCGCUGCCGCUCUGAGACUCUAGGUUCCGCGGCUGCAUACUAACCAGCGCUCAGCAUGACGACCGCGGCGCACACACAGGAGCUCUUCCGGCGCGCGGACGCCGUCUGCUUCGACGUCGACAGCACCGUGAUCCGCGAGGAGGGCAUCGACGAGCUCGCCAAGUUCUGCGGCGUCGGGGACGCGGUUACGGAGAUGACCCGGAAGGCCAUGGGCGGCUCUGUCUCAUUCCAGACAGCCCUGAGUGAGCGUCUGUCCAUCAUCAAGUGCUCGAGGGAGCAGGUCAACAAGCUGAUCACUGACCACCCGCCUCAGCUGACCCCAGGGGUCAAGGAGCUGGUGGAGAAGCUUCAUCAGUGCGGCGUCCAGGUGUUCCUCGUCUCCGGAGGCUUCCGCUGCAUCGUGGAGCACGUGGCCUCGCAGCUCAGCAUCCCUCUCCAUCACGUCUACGCUAACCGCCUCAAGUUCUUCUUCAACGGGGAGUACGCCGGCUUCGACGAGUCCCAGCCCACAGCGCAGUCCGGAGGGAAAGGUCGGGUCAUCCACAUGCUGAAGGAGGAGUACGGCUUCAGAAACGUGGUGAUGAUUGGAGACGGAGCCACGGACCUGGAGGCCUGUCCUCCUGCGAGUGCUUUCAUAGGGUUCGGGGGGAACGUGGUGCGUCAGCAGGUGAAGGAGAAGGCCUCGUGGUACGUCACCAGCUUCGGAGAGCUGCUCAAGGAGCUGGAGAAGAUCUAGAGAUCACGGCAUACUCUACAAUCAUGCACUAGCUCUGUGCCUUUCCUAGUUUUACCUAACGCACAAUUUUUACUGAUCAUAUGUUUUUAGAGUUUAUUGAAACGAUUGUUUAUAUAGAAGAUGAUGCACACCAGCCGAGGUCAGGUGUACUGUACAGUUAGUGUUUUAA
Carassius carassius (crucian carp) is the source of this 1253-nucleotide messenger RNA. RefSeq names its product phosphoserine phosphatase (gene psph). The record is from RefSeq and is a predicted model, not a curated record. The coding region runs from base 404 to 1084 and encodes 226 amino acids. Gene Ontology annotation, molecular function: L-phosphoserine phosphatase activity; magnesium ion binding. Gene Ontology annotation, cellular component: cytoplasm. Lineage: Eukaryota; Metazoa; Chordata; Actinopteri; Cypriniformes; Cyprinidae. Gene Ontology annotation, biological process: dephosphorylation; L-serine biosynthetic process. The transcript is spliced from 5 exons.